AUGGCAUUUGAGAUGGCUCCUGCUGAUCCAACUGUAGACUUAAAUAUGCAGCUUACAAAGCUGGCGCAUGGUAUGCUGUCUGGCAAAUACUCGUUUCCAUCACUGGAGAAUGCUGAUAAAGCGGAUGCUGCUACCCCAACAAGCAAUGAAGGUAUACCCCCUCGUAUGUUCAAAGCAGUUAUUGCUGCCAGCCACCCUGAGUUUUCUUCUAUGAGGCAACAGGAUGCGUUGGAAUUCUUCCUGCACUUUCUUGACCAAGUUGAACGUGUUAAUGGUGGGAAACCUGCAUUGGAUCCUUCAAGAAGUUUCAAGUUUGGAAUUGAAGAACAAGAACUAGAAGCCUUCUGCAAGUUGAAAGCUGAAAAGAUUUCUGAAGGAAAGGAUGUGUCCAGUGAUGAAAUUGUACGUCCAAGGGUUCCCCUAGACGCAUGCCUAGCUAGUUUUUCAGCUCCGGAGGAGAUACAAGAUUAUUAUAGCACUGCCUUGAACGCUAAGACAACAGCACUGAAGACUGCAGGUCUAACUUCAUUCCCUGAUUAUUUGGUGUUGCACAUGCGAAAAUUUGUUUUGGAGGAAGGCUGGGUGCCAAAAAAGCUUGAUGUCUACAUAGAUGUUCCUGAUAUCAUAGACAUUAGCUACAUGCGAAGCAAAGGCCUUCAACCAGGGGAGGAGUUGUUACCAGAUGGUGUCCCUGCAUCAGAGGUGGAAUCAAAUAUGCCCGUAGCCAAUGAGGAUAUUGUUUCCCAGCUUGUCUCUAUGGGGUUCAACUAUCUUCAUUGCCAGAAAGCUGCUAUCAAUACCUCAAAUGUUGGAGUAGAAGAGGCUAUGAAUUGGUUACUUUCUCACAUGGAUGACGCAGAUAUAGAUGCUCCUCUUUCCCAGGGGGCACGUGGUAAUGAAGUUGUUGAUCAAUCGAAAGUUGAUACUUUACUCUCAUUUGGUUUUCAAGAAGAAGUUGCUCGGAAGGCUUUGAAGGCUUCGGGUGGUGACAUUGAAAAGGCUACUGAUUGGAUAUUCAACAAUCCUGAUGCUUCUACUACAUCUGACAUGGACACUUCCACUUCAAGCUCUAAACCUACUCCAGAUGACACUGAACUGCCUGAUGGCGGAGGGAGAUACAAGCUUUUUGGGAUAGUGAGUCACAUGGGAACCUCCACCCACUGUGGACACUACGUUGCUCACAUACUGAAAGAUGGAAGAUGGGCAAUCUUCAACGACAGCAAGGUUGCAGUCUCCAUCAACCUCCCCAAGGAGAUGGGGUAUUUGUACUUCUUUGAGAGGCUUGACAGCUGA
This is a messenger RNA of Dovyalis caffra, 1293 nucleotides long. The record is from the annotation of a GenBank genome assembly. Lineage: Eukaryota; Viridiplantae; Streptophyta; Magnoliopsida; Malpighiales; Salicaceae.